AUGCGUCUUGAUUCAGCUAUCGUCUUUGCUUCACUCUUACCUUCUGUCACAGCUCAUGCUGGCCACAAGAAGCGUUCCAUUUCGUCCAGUCCACAAGCACUAAAUCCUAAUCUCACAAAUACUAUUCCCAAUGCUCCAGGUGGCCCGACUCUUUACUACAACGGCAGUGGUCCAGUGCCUCCGUACAAUGAGACAUCACCAAUCCCGGCAGCGCUUCCGGCACUGACUACACAGGAGAUUGAAGACAAUAUUUUUAAUGAGCUCGAGGGCAUUGCUGCUGGCAACGGUCUUACAAGCAGCUGCUCUAAAUGUAUUGCUGGAACUGAGGUCAUGCACAUUGCUGCAAUCACUCAACCAGUCAGCACAAUCGUCAAUCUUUUGAUCCGUUCCUGCGAGACUUUCACCGAGGUUUAUGACAGCAUCUAUGCAGCUACUUGCUAUGAAGAGUACUCUGGUAUCGGUGGAACGGGCCCUUAUCUGGCACAGCUCUUCGCGAAGAUGAGCAUGGCAACGAACGACAUGCAAGGAUAUUGCUACUACAACUGGGAAGUUUGUGAUCAGCCUGCCACAAUCGCAAUCAACGAAACUGCCUACUUCAAACCCAAGCUAGCCAAUAGAACGACAGCACCAACACCAUCCGGCACGACCAUCGACGUCCUGCACCUCUCUGAUUGGCAUCUCGAUCCAAGAUAUGAUAUUGGAAGCGAAGCAAACUGUAGUGACUAUCUUUGCUGUCGCCCAUACUCCGUCAACGAUGAUCUCGGCACGACUUCCGCCAAUGCAUCUGUCCCAGCUUCAAGAUUCGGUUAUUUGUACUGUGAUUCUCCACCAGAUCUGGCUCUCUCGGCAUUCUCGACAAUGGACCAAUUCGUGAACAGAUCAAGUAUCAACUUCACCAUCUUCACUGGGGACAUUGUUAGCCAUGAUAAUGAUGACCAGCUUAGUCGAGCUUAUGUUGAGUAUGAGGAAACCGUCACAUACCAGACAUUCAAGGCGCAAAUGGGAAACAGUCCUAUCUACCCAACUCUUGGAAAUCAUGACUCUCUCCCCGAAGCAUGGAAUACCCCGAAUUCAAUCACCAAUCAGUCGAACAUAUUUUCGUGGAACUACGAGCUUUUGUCAAGCAUGUGGGAAGCAGAUGGAUGGAUCUCCAAAACCACUGCCCAAUAUGCCGCCACACAUUAUGGCGCAUACGCAACCACAACUUCUUUCGGCCUGAACAUCAUUUCCAUCAAUACCGAUUUCUGGUACACGGACAACAUCUUCAACUACUACAACAUGACCAACCCAGACAACUCAGGUAUCCUGACAUUCCUUGCGGACGAACUUCAAAAGUCAGAGGACAUGAAUCAACGAGUCUGGAUCAUUGGUCACGUUCUCCCUGGCUACGACGGUUCCAACGCCCUCCCUAACCCCACCGCAUUAUUUUACAGCAUAGUGCGACGCUUUUCACCUUCCACCAUUGCUGGUAUCUUCUUCGGUCACACGCAUGAAGAUCAAUUAAUGAUAUACUACGACUACCUCUUCAACUCCACCAUCUCCAACAACUCGUCAUCCAUAAUUCGCAACACGACACUAGUCGAUUACAGUCAGCCCCUCAACGUAGCCUACAUCGGCCCCUCCAUCACCCCCUUAACAGGAAACAACGCAGGCUGGGUACUGCUCCAAAUCGACGCCGUCACCUUCUCCGUCGUCAACUCACAAACUUAUUUCGCCAACAUGUCCGAGUCCAACAGCUGGAGCACGCCAGUCUGGCAAUUCGAAUACGACACUCGCUCCAUCUACGACCCGAACAACACCUGGCUGUCGGCAUCUCCUCUUAAUGGAGAGUUCUGGCAUGGCGUUACGGAGAACAUGUUGGAGAACAAUACGAUUGUGGAGGUUUAUAACCUGCUGGAGACGAAGAGUAGUGUUGUUACGGAGAAUUGUAGUACGGUUGCUUGUGCGGAGCAGAAGGUGUGUUAUAUUAGGAGUGGGAGUGCGGCGUUGGGGUAUGCUUGUCCGCAGGAUAGUGGGCCUUUCUGA
Messenger RNA from Mollisia scopiformis, 2025 nucleotides. RefSeq lists its product as uncharacterized. Gene Ontology annotation, molecular function: hydrolase activity. The transcript is spliced from 3 exons. The coding region runs from base 1 to 2025 and encodes 674 amino acids. The record is from RefSeq and is a predicted model, not a curated record. Lineage: Eukaryota; Fungi; Ascomycota; Leotiomycetes; Helotiales; Mollisiaceae.